UACUUGUACCUCUAAUACUUUCAGAUGUAAUGUAGAAAACCUCAAAUUCCGGCGGUGAGGAUGCGAGGCCAACGGAAGCGGGGUUCCGAGGACGUGUGGAACGGGCACGGAGGUUAUAUGGGGAUAAAGAAGGCAAAGCUUGUCGGUCAGUUUGCAGAGCAGGCCCAGGGGGUUGCUAAACAAGCCGGGAUAUUCAGAGGUGUGAGUAUAUUUGUGAAUGGGUGGACUACCCCUGGUUCUGAUGAGUUAAAGCGUAUAAUGAUGAAGCACGGAGGGGUUUAUCAUCAUUAUUACAACUCACAGAAAACUACUCAUAUCAUAGCUUCAAAUCUUCCAGACGUGAAAAUUCGGCAGUUAAAAGGUCAUGAGCUAGUUAUCAAACCUGAAUGGAUUACUGCUUGUUUAUCAGAGAAUCGUCUCCUUGAUUACAAACCAUUCCUCUUAUUUACUCAUCAGUCCAGGAACCAGAAGAUUAUAAACUUCAAGCCCGUUGUUAAUGACAGUAAAGAAAACUCCUCUCAUGAACCUACUGGGGAUUCUUCUAGCUUCAGGUUUGAUAAUGAACUACCGGAGGACAGUUUUAAUGAAGAAAACUCAAAUUCUUCAAAUAAAUUUCACAAUUCUACAAUUGAUAACCCUGUCACCCCAAGAUUGCAUAAUACCUCAACCAGUCAUCCUAAUAGUGGUCCUAGUCCUGUAAAAACUGGGGCAAGUCCUGUAAAAAAUGGGGCAAGUCCUGUAAAAAAUAGGGCAAGUCCUCAAAAAGGUUCUGAAAAAGACCGAUGGUUGGCUAAGGACGCUUCAGAUCCAAGGUUUUUGGGAGAAUUUUUCCAAAACUCCCGACUUCAUCAUAUUUCCUGCAUGGGGUCCAACGCUAAGGAGUAUGUGACUAGUCUGCGUGAGGAACAUUCUGGAAGUUUCCCUGCCCGCGCUAACCUGGAUAGACUGAGGGAUUCCGCCGGAACUAUCAAGAAAACAAUAAUGCAUAUUGAUAUGGAUUGCUUCUUUGUAUCCGUGGGUUUGAGAAAUCGUCCAGAUCUUGUUGGGAAACCAGUUGCAGUUACACAUUCAAGAGGGAAUAAGCCGAGCCGAGGAGUAGAAGAGGAUAGGAUAGCUACUGAAGCAAGGAGAAAUGAACUUUUAAGGUACCAAGAGAAAUUGAAUAAGAGGUCUGGAGUAGAUAAUUCUAGUCCUGGAUCCCUGGCCUUAAAACUCGAAAAUGUUGACGGACUAAGUUCAUUCUCAGAGAUUGCCAGCUGUAGCUACGAAGCUAGACUUAAAGGAAUAAAAAACGGUAUGUUUCUGGGUCCUGCCUUGAAGCUUUGCCCUGAGCUAGAAACUAUUCCUUACGAUUUCCCAGGAUACGAGUCUGUAUCCAGGAUACUAUAUGAUACUGUAUCUAGUUAUACGCUGGAUAUCCAGGCAGUGAGCUGUGACGAGAUGUUUGUAAACCUGACUCCGCUACUCAAGAACCUGAAUAUGGACGCAGUUCAGUUUGUGUCACAGCUACGUCAAGAGAUCAAGGAGAGGACAGGUUGCUGCUGUUCUGUUGGACUCGGAGAGAAUAUAUUUCUGGCGAGGAUGGCAACAAAGAAAGCUAAACCUGACGGUCAGUAUCUGCUGGAGGAGGAAAAUGUUACAGAAUUACUUGCAGAUCUCAAGGUUACUGAGUUACCUGGAGUUGGAAGAAGUAUGGAGCAGAAACUUUCUAGUUUAGGAGUUCACAAUUGUGGAGACCUUCAGAAACUUACUCUUGGACAAUUGCAGGCUGAGAUAGGGAACAAGUCAGGAACACAACUUUAUAACUUCUGUCGAGGAAUAGACUCUAGAAAACUUGAACUGGAUCAGGUUCGUAAGACCGUUAGUGCUGAGGUGAACUAUGGGAUAAGGUUUACAUCCUGGGCAGAUACUGAACAGUUUAUAAACCAGCUCGCAGGAGAGGUAUCUAGUAGACUAGAGAAACUGGGAACCAAGGGUAGAUCUAUAACUCUAGUAUAG
Messenger RNA from Eurytemora carolleeae, 1998 nucleotides. It is a transcript of the gene Rev1, whose product is annotated as DNA repair protein REV1. Gene Ontology annotation, cellular component: nucleus. The coding region runs from base 61 to 1998 and encodes 645 amino acids. Gene Ontology annotation, molecular function: DNA-directed DNA polymerase activity; deoxycytidyl transferase activity; damaged DNA binding. Lineage: Eukaryota; Metazoa; Arthropoda; Copepoda; Calanoida; Temoridae. The transcript is spliced from 13 exons. Gene Ontology annotation, biological process: error-prone translesion synthesis; error-free translesion synthesis. The record is from RefSeq and is a predicted model, not a curated record.